Messenger RNA from Entrophospora sp. SA101, 1665 nucleotides. NCBI's taxonomy places the organism in Eukaryota, Fungi, Glomeromycota, Glomeromycetes, Entrophosporales, Entrophosporaceae. The record is from the annotation of a GenBank genome assembly.
AUGGGUCAUUGCAUUUCAUAUUGUAAAAGAAAACCAAAUAAUAAUAAAGAAACUCUUUUAAAAAAAAAGGUUAAUAAUAAUAAUAGGAAAAAAUCAAAAAUCGAUAAAAGAUUAAUGUUAAACAAUCCUUUUUAUAGUGAUCUCUCAAUAAAAUGUAAGGAUGGAAUAAUUUUAUAUGCGGAUAAAUCCAUUCUAUCUUCCCGCUCCAGCGUAUUUAAACGCUUGAUCAUAUUAAGUGAAGAGGAGAAGGGGGAAGAGAGGGAAAAAGAGAAAUUGGGCAAAGUGUUUGACAAGAGUCACAUUAGAUUCUUAAAAUUUCCUCAAUUCAGUUUUAAAACAAUAUUAUUUAUAUUAGAAUAUUUGUAUUUGGGUCAUAUUAAAUUAGAUAAAAUCAUAUUAAAACAUUUGGAGAGAUUAUUAAAGAUUAGAAAAGAUAAUAAUUUACCAGUGAGAAUAUUAUCAAAAUCAAUUAAAGAAUUUCAACAUUCCAACACAACAACCUCCAAUCAUUCAGAAUUGUUGAUCAGAGAAAGGUAUUUUAACUUGUUGUAUAAAGCAAUAAUUAGAAUACCACUAAAUUUUAUAGAUUAUGAUAUGUUUAAUUACGAAUCACUUGUAUUCAUAUUGACAAAUCAUGACAAGGAAAAAACAGCAAUCGUAAUAGAUGAAGAAUUCAAUACAUCUGAAUAUGAUGUUUUUAGAUAUGUGGUAUUUUGGGCCUUGAGCCAAUUAAAAACAAACGGAAAUUUUUCCAUGAAAUAUUUUGAAGUGCUUUUACCAAUUUUAAAUUAUGCAGAAAACCUGGAUUUACAAGAUUUGGUUGAAUUGAAAAAAUUACAACAAGAUUUCAAAAAUAAUAUUUCAGAAAACAUCAACAAAAAAAUUCUUAUACUGAUAAACCCUUUAUUAUUAAAAAUAGAUUUCAAAUUAAUUCAUCCUUCAAUUCUAAUAAAUAUUAUUGAACCAUUAGAAAUUAUUCCAAAACAUCGUUUAAUCGAUGCCUAUAAAUAUCAAGUUGAACUACCAUCAGGUUUCAUUCCAAAAAGAAACAGAGGAGUAAUAUUUGCAAAACCUAAAGAUUUGCUCUUGGAAUGGGAUCAAAAGGUUCACGGUAAAAAUAUCAUAUUGUCAGAAAAUAAUAAAGUGGUUACAAGCAUUGGUGAUAAAUUGGAAUUUGCUAGAUCAAAAUUAACAAGUUUUCAUGGGAGUGGUUAUGAUGUUUAUGAAUGGGAUAUUUUGAUAGAAGAAGAUUGUAAAAACAAUAUAUGGAUAGGUGUCCACUCUGAUCAAUACAACAAUCAUAAUAAUUCAAACAAGAAUUGUGAAAAAUGUCUGAAAAAUACAAAACAUGCUUGGGUUUUUGGUUCAAAUGGUUUAUUAUAUCAUAAUGGAAAAUCAAGGAAAUAUGGCACAAAAUAUGGUAAAGAUGACAGGAUUACCGUCCAUUUAAAUAUGUUUAGAAAAUCUUUAUCUUUUUCGAUUAAUGGUCGGCGGUUUGAAGAAGCUUGGUCAAAUUUAUCACCUAUACUUCAACCUGUAGUGUCUAUCAAAAAGCCUGCUAAAAUAAGAAUAGAUUACAAAAAAAAUUUCAAUGAAAAUGAUUAUGAUGACAAUACUACCGAGUAUGACAUUGAUGAUUUUAUUAUUGUUAGCAGCUAUGAGUAG